Molecule: messenger RNA, 2763 nt
Organism: Protopterus annectens (West African lungfish)
Lineage: Eukaryota; Metazoa; Chordata; Ceratodontiformes; Protopteridae
Gene: FBXO40
Product: F-box protein 40
Exons: 5
Coding region: 201-2312 (703 amino acids)
Cellular component (GO): cytoplasm
Molecular function (GO): zinc ion binding; ubiquitin protein ligase activity; protein binding
Source: RefSeq, a predicted model, not a curated record
AUAUUCCUGAACCUUCCGCAGAAACCAUUUUAAGCUCCACACUGCAAGUCUUCAUUCUGCAUGGGGGAGUCAUCAUUAGCAGAGACAAGGCUGCCAGAAGAGGUGUCAACAGCAGGCAAAUCUGAAGAAGCAGAAGGUCUUCACUCUGGGAACAUAAAAGAGUGCUGCCUGGCAAGAAAAAGAAGAACAUACCUCUGAAUAUGGAAAGAGCCCAGCAAAAGAAAUAUUGGAAGCAUGCACAUUGUGAAAGAUGCUUCAGAAAGGACUGCCAGAGACCUGUUGAACUCACGGUUUCUUGUCUCAUAGGUGCUUGUCCUAAUCAGUGUGGUAGAGUUUUUCACUUGUGCAAACAAGAGGAACACAUGCUACUCUGCCCAUUAGAAAAGGUGCCGUGUUUAAAUUCUUUUUAUGGUUGUCCUUUGUCCAUGCCACGCUAUAAACUUGCAAAACAUCUAGAAGUUUGCCCUGCUAGUGUUGUUUGUUGCUCUAUGGCCUGGAACCGUUGGCCUACUACUGAAUCUGAUAAAAGUCUGAAUGAAAACUUAAUGAAGGAACCUUAUUCUGGAGCUCAUUUAGAGUUGGCUGUGGCUCUAAAAGAUCAAACAUCUCUCUUUGAAUCUAUGAAAAUGUCACAUAUUUUUCCUGAGUUAACAGAACACUUGGAAUACACGGAACUGCAAGAUAACUGUGUGGAACUAGCAAUAGAAGGUGCUGUGGGUGAGUCAACUUCUUAUACUAAAGAGUUUGCUGCAACAUCAAAUGCUACAGCAACGGGAGAAAAAAAAACUACUGAAAAUGAAAAUAUAUUUGUUGGUUUGACUCAGCAAGAAAGGGAGGCAUUAGCAACUGACAAAGAUGUUGUAGAUUUGCGAAGCUAUUCCACUUGGGAACAGAUUUUUAGCAAAGAUACUCCUGCUGACUCACAUAAUACUCAAAAAAUAUCACCAGAAGAAAAUGCCAAACAAAAAGUUGAGAUGGAUCUUGUGGAUGAUGAGACUAAGAAAAAUAUUUCAGAGGAGGAAGUGAAGGAGAAUGAUGACAUAGUUAGACAGAGGGAAAUGGUUGGUUUUGCUCCUUGGCAAGAAGGGGUACUAGAAAGACUAGGGAAAGCAGUUACUGUGUGCGACUAUAAUAUGUACCUGGUACACCAUGGCAGGAUGCUCAUACAUUUUAAUCAACUGCAGGCAUGUACACCAAAAGAGAAAGAUUUUGUUUAUGGGAACUUGGAAGCUCAGGAGCUUAAGAUAGUGAACAAUUUUAAAAUUCCUGUAAGUUACAGUGCUAAAAGAUCCCACAUGGGAGAUGCUCGCAGGAAACCGAUGUCGGACAAGUCUGUAGAUACUUCUGAGUUAGGCUGUACCUUAGAAGAUUUUCCAAAAUGGGAUGUUAUUUAUGCCUCUCUGCUUUCUGCUCUAGAAAAAGAACUGAAAGGCCAUGUUAUUAGUGAGUCUAGUGCUGUGGAUGGGCAGUAUGUGUGUAUUGGAACACAAACGUAUUGCUUUGACUUACAACCUUUUAGACCCAAUGUGGUUUUGACAGAACUAAUAAGUGACAGAGCUCCAGGUCUUUACUUACAACUUCAGCCCGAAUGUGUAACAGGAAGGCACAACAAAGGCAGUUCUACUUUCACAUUCACAUGCCACCAAUUUUUUAGACGAGAUGAAUAUGCAUCCCAUUUUAAGAACAUUCAUUCUGACAUCCAGUCUCAGCUGAGUGGCUGGUUUCAGCAGCGUUGUCCUCUGUCUUAUCUAGGGUGUACUUACAGGCAAAGACGAUUCUGUCCUAGUGGGCAAAAAGCAAGUGUAAUUUAUAAUCAGCAACUUGGUGCUUUUGCUGUCAAGCCAGAAACUGCAUCUGAACUCAAUCAAGCAAGUAAGUCCUGUUUCAUUCAACAGAAGCUAAGAAAUGACAUGGGUUCAUUCAGUAACCUUCCAUUUGAGCUUCUUCAACACAUUGCAGGAUUCUUGGAUAGUUUCAGCUUAUCACAGCUGGCACAAGUUUCUAAACUGAUGAGAGAUGUAUGUGCUAGUUUAUUACAAGAGAGAGGAAUGGUCAGUCUACUGUGGCAGAAAAAGACAUACAAACAUGGAGGUACCGCAUGGAGAGCAAGAAAAAAGAUUUGGACAUUCAGCACCCAUUUUUCUACAGUUGACAACUGGCUAAUAGCAGAUGUUCCUUCCACUGCUGAACAUCUGAAGACCUGUACUUUCUAUACUUCUGAUUGCAGACAAGAGCCAUUCCCUUUAACUGGAAUGCAUGAACAGAACUUGAAUGAGAAUGAAAACUUAGUGUCAUUUUUUAAGCAUAUGUAGUACAUUAUUUCAAGUUCUAGUAUGUAAUACAACAUUGAAACACCAUCUGUGAAAGACUGUGAUGACUCUAGAAGGAUAAUAUUGCCUUGACUUACCAGAGACAGAAGAAAUGCAGCAUGGUGCGGAAGGUUUUGGUAUUAUAUAUUGUUCUUUAUUGCAUUAUACUUUAUGUUCAGAGUUUGAGCUGCUAAAAGUAUCCUUUGUAAUGUUUAGAACCAAUUUUAUCAUUUGAGAACACAUAUGAUCUAGAAGCUGCGUAAAUCAUUGCGCCACUAAUGUUGAAAUGCAUACCAUUUUUUGUUUUCAAAACUCUGGUGGAUGUUUCCUGAGUAAAUUUCAAGUCUUAAAAACAGCAUAAUAAGUACAGACCUUCAACUAGGAACUAUGAAUGUUAAUGCAAAUUUUUGGUUUAUACAGUUAUGUAAACUAAAUAAUGCCAUUGUUAAUGUUU